Molecule: messenger RNA, 590 nt
Organism: Solenopsis invicta (red fire ant)
Lineage: Eukaryota; Metazoa; Arthropoda; Insecta; Hymenoptera; Formicidae
Gene: RpL40
Product: ubiquitin-60S ribosomal protein L40
Exons: 3
Coding region: 121-507 (128 amino acids)
Biological process (GO): modification-dependent protein catabolic process; protein ubiquitination; translation
Cellular component (GO): nucleus; ribosome; cytoplasm
Molecular function (GO): protein tag activity; structural constituent of ribosome; ubiquitin protein ligase binding
Source: RefSeq, a predicted model, not a curated record
GAAAUAACGAGAUGUCGCACGAAUCGUGCUGUCGUCGACGGAAGUGGAGGUGGCGGCCAUGUUGAAGUUCUUUUAGGUUGGGGUUCCAUCAGUAGCACGUUGUCGCAACGGUAAGCCAUUAUGCAGAUCUUUGUGAAAACCCUCACGGGUAAGACCAUUACCCUUGAGGUAGAGGCCUCCGACACCAUCGAGAAUGUUAAGGCCAAGAUCCAGGACAAGGAGGGAAUCCCACCAGAUCAACAGCGGCUCAUCUUCGCUGGCAAACAGCUGGAGGAUGGACGCACUCUUUCCGAUUACAACAUUCAGAAAGAAUCGACUCUCCAUCUGGUACUUCGUCUCCGAGGUGGUGUUAUUGAACCCACCUUGCGUAUACUUGCACAGAAGUACAACUGUGACAAAAUGAUCUGUCGCAAGUGCUACGCUCGUCUUCAUCCACGAGCAACUAAUUGCCGUAAGAAGAAGUGUGGCCACACGAAUAAUAUCCGACCCAAGAAGAAGCUGAAGUAGAUUAAACAUCCAAUUCCAAUUUCUAUAUUACAGAAAUGGAAAUAUAACUUUGUUACAUCAAUAAACUAUAACUGGUAAACUGA